AUGAGGACCACGUCCUCAACCAAUCACGCCUUGUCCUCCUCCAGCAGGGCUAACAAGCCCAAACAAGUUGCCGCAAUGCUUAAUGGGGAUGAAGCUCCAGACGAGAAGCAGGAGAUGGUAAAAUUGCAAGAGGAGAAGAAAGGAGAGAAGCGCCCCACCGCCACUCUCGCUUUCGCCAACAGCGAGACCAUCACUUCACCAAUAAAGAAGCAGAAGACCGCACUUCUUACUAAGAAACCGAAGGGUCUCAUCCGCGGUAGCAGUAACAACGGUGGCCGUCGCAGUAACGGCAGUUCUGGCGCUACUGCAGCCAAAUUGAAGCUUACUGAUGCGCCCAAGCCAGAGCAGAAGCGCGGCAUGGAGAGAUUGCGUCAACGGAAGGCUCACCGGAACAAGGCAUGGACACGUCUAGCAAGGAGAGAUGUGGGAUCAAGGGGCUGA
Messenger RNA from Lasiodiplodia theobromae, 441 nucleotides. RefSeq lists its product as uncharacterized. The record is from RefSeq and is a predicted model, not a curated record. The transcript has a single exon. Lineage: Eukaryota; Fungi; Ascomycota; Dothideomycetes; Botryosphaeriales; Botryosphaeriaceae. The coding region runs from base 1 to 441 and encodes 146 amino acids.